This is a messenger RNA of Linum tenue, 3376 nucleotides long. The record is from the annotation of a GenBank genome assembly. NCBI's taxonomy places the organism in Eukaryota, Viridiplantae, Streptophyta, Magnoliopsida, Malpighiales, Linaceae.
GGGCUAUUCUCAACCCGAAUCCACCCCGCUCAGGCGACAGGGCGGGAAUUCCAACAUAGAUCGCUGUUUCCCGGUCCCGGAUCCCGGGAGGUGAGAGUUUUCUUUAGUUCCUGCCCCGGUGCAAACCUAAUUACCAGUUCCAACAGAGCGAUCUUCCGACCUUAGUUCAGAACUAUCUUCGUCUCUCUCCGUCUUCAUCUCCAUGAACCCUUCUUCAGCUCCACCUCCCAAUCAGCUUCACUUCCCGUAUACCCUUCCAAACCCUAAUCCUACCCCUAAUAUCUAUUUCCACCCACUUCACCGCCCGCCGCCGCCACCGCCGUCGUGGCAACCACCUCCGCCUCCUCGUCCACUGCCCGCACCUCCGCUGCAAUCCCAAUACCCCACUGUCGCCGUUCCCGUAGCCACUCCAGUUCGUGAUGUCUCCGCUGCACUCUCCUCUUUGACUGACCUCGUAUCCCUCGCACGGCGAACUCUCGGCUCAGUCUCCACCCUUAUCGAUUCCGAUCCUUCACCUGAAAAUCUGAAUGAGGCACUCGUUCCCUGCCUUUCCAAUCGUCACCAUCUCAUUCCGGCGGAGUCACUCUUCCUUCACUCGCUUCGCUGCCCCUCUCCGGUAUGUGAGGAUCCUACUUCUCUUGUCCAAUCCCUUCACUACCCAAAAACGCUGAACUAUCAGUUCCCCGUUAAAACUCCCUUCGACGAAUCAUCCGAGCAGCAUAAGAAAGGCCAACUAUGCCUCUCUUUAGAAAGUUAUUACCGGGAGUUUAGGUCCAACUUUUUCUAUGAAGAUUGCCCAAGUGCUGUUAACUUGAGGGAGUUGGAGAAUUCAGGGAAAAUGGUUACCGUGCCUAGUGAUUUAUGGGUUGAGUGUGCCGAUUUUGUUGGUAUUAGGGAGGCGAGCAAUCAGAUUUUCGAUGAGAAGAUGUUUAGAAUACUCUCAUCUGAAUCAUGGGCGAUUAAGAGGGAUGUUGAAGGUUGGGUUGAUUAUCCUACGCAGUACUCAUAUGGUAUAUUUUGUGCAGUUUUGAGGUUAAAUGUGGUGAAGAUGAAUGAUUUGGGUCGUUGGAUUAUUAGCAAUUCUCCUAGUUUCGGUUCGGUGAUUGAUAAGUACAUGAGAGAUCACAUCUCUGUGCUUUCUGCGCUGUGUCUGAAAGCAAUCAGAAAGGAAGCUUUGGCCUUGGUGGGCACCGAUAUUAGCAUUGCAAAUUUAUCUUUUCCCUGUCCAAACUCUGUUCAAGCUUUAAAGUGGCUUGCAUCUCAGCUCUCUGUGUUGUAUGGGGAACUUAAUGCAAAAUCCUUCACCAUUUACAUUUUUAAGCAAUGCAUUCUCGUGGCUGCGAAAGAGGCGGUGCUGUUCAGUUUGAAUCUGGAUUUGAAAGGAAUCUCAACAGAUUUAGAUGAGAAUGGGAGUGAAAAUAUGAAAUAUGUUCAGUUUGGAGAGCCUCUUGAAGGGUGCAGUGACCAGGAAAAAUAUAAGAAAGCCAAGUUCAAUGCUGAGGAAGAUAACAUUGGUAUAUCACAAGUGGCAGCCGCAGUUGCUGCAUUGCAUGAGCGGUCCUUACUAGAGGCAAAAAUUAAAGCAUUGCAGAGUUCUCAACUACAACCAUCUUACCAACGGGCAAUCGAGCAUACUUAUGUGUCUGCUAGAGCUGCUGAAGAGCGGAAAAAGCGUCCCAACUACCAAGCCAUUAUUGAGCAUGAUGGUUUCCGUAAGCGAUCAUCCAACCAGGAAACAAGCAGGCCGAAGACAAAGGAGGAGCUAUUGGCUGAGGAAAGAGAUUACAAACGUCGCCGAAUAUCAUAUCGCGGGAAGAAGACAAAGCGAACAACUCUGGAGGUGAUGAGGGAUAUCAUAGAUGACUGUAUGGAGGAAAUAAAGCAAGCAGGAGGCAUUGGCUGCUUUGAGAAACCAGUUGAAGAAGAAUGUGUUCCUUCUGGAUAUCUUCAUGACCCCAAGGUUGUUUCUAUGGAUAUCGGUGGUGGACAUCCAAAAAUUAGUGAAGAAUCAUCAAAAGUGGUUAGAGAAACUAUAGAUCAUCAUCAGAGACAAUCCAACUAUCAACAUAAACAAAGAGCUACUUCAACCUCUGAGUAUCCUUUGUACAAAGAUAUGGAACCUAGGAAAAACAGGGAUCAUGGCAAACGUGUCAGAGAUUGCAGGAGUCCAGAAAGGCAGAGAAACCGUGAUAAUGCACAUGAGUCGUCUGGAGGCAAGCAUCAUCACAUCAGGUCUAGUAAGUCCAACAGUCGAAUUGACCAGUCAUUGUCCAUUGAUGGCUCAUAUUCUAGCAAUAUCCCCCAUUUGCUUAAUAAGAAACAUAAGGUGUCUGAUAAGGGAGACAGUGACAGAAGAAACUCGUAUUCACGUCACCGUAGUUCAAAUCAUGAGGCACCAGGUUUUGAGGAUAGAUAUGAUCCCACAAGAUCUCCUUGAGAAACUGAAGGCAUGAUGAACGAGUUGAAAGUUCUGCAGCAUGUUGUUCCUCACCAGCUCACAAACUUUUCCACCCAGGUUAUGAUGUUGGGGGUCACUGAUUACUGGGUAAGUUGUUCUGGUUGAUUUUGGAGCAUGUUACAUGUGUGAUACUUUGUUCACCGGUCUUGACUUGCAGUGUUUUACACAGCUGUGCAGUAGAAAAAAGUCGUGAGGAUUCGACAGUUUUAUAUCCACUUCUGUAUCCACCCCUAUAUCCUUGAAGCGUUUUGUGCUUUUAAUGUAUCGGCUUUUUGCUUCUGCUGAGUUUUUGUUCUAGCCUUCUAGGUUAGGUCAUUGAUAUUAGUUCUUUACUUCUUUUAGGGGCGAUAAAACACAUAACAGUCACAUGUUAGAGCAAUAGGGUAGUUCCAUAUACUAACAGAUGUUGUACAUGUGCAUUGGCAUAGAUAUAGAGGUGAAAGCAUUUAUUUUCUAGGGUGAAAUUGUUUUACAGAUAGCAUCCUGUUGCACGUAGAAGAUUAUGGGGCAGAAACACAGUACCUGGAAUACAUGAACCUGCAGGAGGGAGUAAUGGAGGGAACAAUACCAGUAAUAGUAGUACAGACUUGAAGUAUCGAUUGCUUGUUUCAAUGUGAACUGCAGGGGAGUUGGAUACUCCAUAUAUGGGAAUUCAAAGUUUUCAUUUUAUGUGAAAAAUUGGAGGGAACGAGCCCAAAUAUUUGAAUAGGGUUCAGAUGACAGACUCGUGGGAGCAAAUAGUGUUUUGUUGGAUUUGAGAAGUUGUAACACUUCUUGGAUGUGUGAUUUUUUUUUUUUUUUUUGUUGAAGUGGAUUGUGGAAUGAUUGAUCGGUCUUCCGAUAUUUUGACUUCCCUAGAGACGAGUUGAUUAGAACGAGAUCGUAACGUUACAGGUUUAAAAAUAUAUCUGUUUGGUG